UCCUAAGCGAUCACAACGGACCGUUCGAUGCCUUCAACGUGUCGUACACGUGGCCUAAAAAGCCAUCUCCGUGCGCCAGAAGUCGAGCCGGUGAAGACAGGGCACACCGAUAAAGGAGGAAGAGAGAGAGAAACGGUAACUCCUUAGUCCUUAGUUCUAAUAAAGAGGGAGGAGGAAGAUGGUUUCGUUUAAAGCGAGCCCCCGUUUCGUUGGUCUCCUUCUCCUCGUCCUGUACGGUUCUUCGUCCAUCUUGUCCUUUGGAUUCCAAGAAGAAGAAGGAGAGGGUUUGAUUGUGAUGGCUACCGUCGGAGACGUGCGUGACUCGCAGAUCAACGAGAACAGCGUCGAGAUCGAAGAGCUCGGUCGCUUCGCAGUCCAAGAACACAACAAGAAGGAGAAUGCGCUUCUUGAGUUUGCUCGUGUGGUGAAGGCGAAAGAGCAAGUGGUUGCGGGCACUCUGCACCAUUUGACUCUGGAGGUGAUGGAAGCAGGGAAAAAGAAAUUGUUCGAGGCGAAGGUUUGGGUCAAGCCAUGGCUCAACUUCAAGGAGCUUCAAGAGUUUACGCAUUUGGGCGAUUCCCCCUCUGUCACUGCGGCCGACCUUGGUGCGAAACACGGUGGGCAUGAACCUGGAUGGCGAACCGUGCCAGCACAUGAUCCUGUGGUCCAAGAAGCAGCAAAUCAUGCUGUGAAGACCAUCCAGCAGAGGUCCAACUCGCUGGCCCCUUAUGAGUUGCUCGAGAUCCUUCUUGCAAAGGCAGAGGUAAUUGAAGAUUCUGCGAAGUUUGACUUGCUUCUUAAACUGAAACGGGGAAGCAAAGAGGAAAAGCUCAAGGUGGAAGUGCAUAAGAACCUGGAAGGCACCUUUCAUUUGAAUAAGAUGCAGGAGCAUUCCGACUCCGGUUGUUAAUAAUUGUGUUUCCUGUUGGUCUAUCAAGUGUAAGCCCUGUACUUUAUCAAAGGGCCCUAUGGAUUAGUACCGCUACAUGUAGUAGUCACAAACUUGUGUGGUGAUGUUGCUGUAACAGAGAACUAGAUGCUUUGGUUCUGUUCCGAAUGCAUUUAUAAUGAUGUAUGCUUGCCUAAUACUUAAUAUAAUACUCCUUGAGGAAACUUGGACGGUUGUGGA
Messenger RNA from Elaeis guineensis (African oil palm), 1129 nucleotides. RefSeq names its product cysteine proteinase inhibitor 6. Lineage: Eukaryota; Viridiplantae; Streptophyta; Magnoliopsida; Arecales; Arecaceae. The record is from RefSeq and is a predicted model, not a curated record. Gene Ontology annotation, molecular function: cysteine-type endopeptidase inhibitor activity.